AUGAAGUUUGGAUGUUCUGAAUUUCAUAAAAUUUCUCGCAAAACUGCUCGAAGUGAUUGCUUGGCAAUAUAUGAGGCUGAAAAGAAACAAUUGAAGGCUUUGUUACAAGGUGUUAGGAAGAUAAGUUUGACAACUGACAUGUGGAGAUCAAGCCAUCAAAUUGUUGAAUAUAUGGUUAUCACAGGUCACUUUAUUGAUGCAGGGUGGAAUCUUCAAAAAAGGGUUUUGAGUUUUGUUCAGGUACCUGCUCCUAGACGUGGCAUUGAUGUUGUGGAUGCUAUUCUCAAGUGGCUCUUAAAGGAUACUAUUUCAGAUAACAACUCAUUACCUGUUGGUGGUAGUUUGUUUUAUAUUAGGUGCUGUGCACACAUUCUGAAUUUGUUGGUACAAGAUGGGCUAGGUAAAAUUAAAGGUAUUAUUCAGAAAGUUUGUGAGAGUGUCAAGUAUGUCAAUUUUAAUGAUUCAAGAUUUAAAACAUUUCUUGAGAUUGCUGAAAACAAGCGUUUGAAGGAGAAAAAAUUCAUCAUUGAUUGUCCCACAAGAUGGAAUUCUACUUACAAUAUGUUAUCUGUGGCUUUGAAGUUUAAAUUUGUGUUUCCUGUGUAUAAGAAAAGAGAACCCCACUACAAUUACGAACCAUCAUCAGAGGAUUGGAGAAAAGUUGAGAAGAUUUGUAAACUUUUAAAAGUUUUUAAUCUUGCUACUCAUGUCAUUUCUGGUAGUGAGUAUCCUACUGCAAACUUGUACCUUCCUGAAGUUUGGAGAGUGAAACAAGUAAUUGAUGAUGCUAUUGAAGAUAGAGAUUCCUUCAUGAGAGAAAUGGCAACCUAA
This is a messenger RNA of Arachis ipaensis, 831 nucleotides long. The record is from RefSeq and is a predicted model, not a curated record. NCBI's taxonomy places the organism in Eukaryota, Viridiplantae, Streptophyta, Magnoliopsida, Fabales, Fabaceae.